UUCUCCUUGAUUCUAAGCAUGAUGGAAAUGGAAGGUCAGGCCGAGGGUUCAAUUUCCAACCCAAGACAUGGGGUGUCUAUAAUAGACUUCAUCCUGAGUGUAGUUGCAGUUGUUGGUACACUUGGAAGUGCAAUUCUCAUGGCUGCUACUCAUGAAAUACUUCCUUUCUCCACAGAGUUUGUUCGAUUAGGAGCCGAGUACGAUGAUCUUCCAACAUUCACACAUAAAUUUGAACAGGUUUUUUGCGGUCGUCAAUUUCAUUGUAAGCGGCUCUCUGCUCCUCUCCCACUUUCUAUCUUCAACAUUGUGAGAAGCAAUGCAAAAUAUAAUAGAAAUAUCUUCAUCAUAUUUGACUCGGCAAUCAUGGCUCUUUUAAGUGCUGGAGCAUCAGCAGCAGCAGCAGCUAUUGUAUACUUGGCUCACAAGGGGAAUGUUAGGGCAAACUGGUUUGAUAUCUGCCAACAAUUCAAUUCUUUCUGCGAGCACAUCUAUAGCUCUUUGAUCGGAUCCUUUAUAGGAAUAGCUGCGUUCAUACUGCUUAUCUUGCUGUCCACUGUGGUCCUUUGCCAGUGA
Hevea brasiliensis (rubber tree) is the source of this 573-nucleotide messenger RNA. Its product is annotated as casparian strip membrane protein 5-like. NCBI's taxonomy places the organism in Eukaryota, Viridiplantae, Streptophyta, Magnoliopsida, Malpighiales, Euphorbiaceae. The transcript has 3 exons. The coding region runs from base 19 to 573 and encodes 184 amino acids. The record is from RefSeq and is a predicted model, not a curated record.